This is a messenger RNA of Alosa sapidissima (American shad), 3996 nucleotides long. It is a transcript of the gene slc26a6l2, whose product is annotated as solute carrier family 26 member 6. The record is from RefSeq and is a predicted model, not a curated record. Gene Ontology annotation, biological process: transmembrane transport. Lineage: Eukaryota; Metazoa; Chordata; Actinopteri; Clupeiformes; Clupeidae. Gene Ontology annotation, cellular component: membrane. The transcript has 19 exons. Gene Ontology annotation, molecular function: oxalate transmembrane transporter activity; secondary active sulfate transmembrane transporter activity; chloride transmembrane transporter activity. Bases 460 to 2892 code for a protein of 810 amino acids.
AUUAUUUUAAGGUACAAAAAACUCUUUGGUGUUGCUUUAAGGGGAGAAUGUUUACACUGUUUUGCACCUGUGCUUUCCCAAAGAUAAUCCCGAAGCCCUGUCUUGCGCACCGCACCUCCCUCACAUGUGCAAGUGUGUGUCUCAUCGUUUAGGGGGUGUGUGAUCGCUGCAGAAGGCGUGGUGGGGUCUCUUUGAUAAAGACAGGUGACAGUGUGCUGUUCUCCCAUUCUGUCAUUCUCCCUCUGUCAGAACCACAACCUAGAUUAAUUUGCCACAUCGUAAAGAGCUGUGAUAAACCUUUGUCUGCUUUUGAAGUCUCUCUCUGCCUGGUUUGUUGGACUCAAAAGUCAAAUCUCACUUUUUUUUCUCUAUUUGAGUGUCUCCAGCUGUUAGUUGGAUCCAACUAUUACACGCCUAAACUUUUGGAUCUGGUGCAUUAUUUGAGGCUAAGGGAGACAGAUGAGAAUGGGGGUGCAUGAGCCUAAGACUGGGGAUUUCAGUGUGGACAGGGGCAUAUUGGACGAGCUCAGCCUGGACGAGGUGGCCCGAAAGCGGACAUGUCCACGAGGGCCCUCUCUGAAGGAGCGACUGCGUGAAUCAGCUCGGUGUUCUCUGCCCAGGCUAAAGGUCUGGCUCUUCUCCUGGCUCCCCGUCCUGUCCUGGCUACCCCGCUACAAAAUCCGUGAGAAUGGCCUGGGGGACCUCAUCGCCGGCAUCAGCGUGGGAAUCAUGCAUCUGCCGCAAGGGAUGGCGUAUGCUCUGCUGGCCUCACUGCCACCAGUCUAUGGGCUAUACACGUCCUUCUACCCUGUACUCGUCUACUUCAUCUUCGGCACCUCCAGACACAUCUCUGUAGGUACAUUUGCUGUCAUCAGCAUCAUGAUUGGCAGUUUGGUUGAGCGGUUAGCACCAGAUGCUAACUUCAACCCUAACAUAACGAGUAACGGGUCCUCUGUGGUAGAGGUGGAUGUAGCAGCCAGGGAUGCGUACCGGGUCCAGAUAGCCACUGCUCUCACCUUAUGCUGUGGACUCUUCCAGGUGGUGCUGGGGUUGGUGAAAUUUGGCUUUGUGGUGACGUAUCUGUCAGAGCCGCUGGUCAGAGGCUACACCACAGGAGCGGCCACACAUGUGGUCAUCUCUCAGCUGAAGUAUCUAUUUGAGAUCAGCCCUGAGCGCUUUGCUGGGCCGCUGUCGCAAAUUUAUACACUGAUAGACCUCUGCCAUCGGCUGCCUAGCACUAACAUCCCCACUCUGGUGGUCAGUCUGGUGGCCUUGGCUGUCCUGAUUAUCGUCAAAGAGUUAAACUCCUACUACAGCAAAAAGCUACCGCUGCCCAUUCCUAUUGAGCUAAUAGUGAUAAUAGGAGCAACAGUGAUCUCAUAUUAUGGGAAUCUCAAUGAGAUAUAUAAUGUUCAUGUGGUUGGGGAGAUUCCAAGUGGCCUGGUGCCCCCGCGUGUGCCUGACUUCAGCCUGUUCCCCUCCGUGGUCGGUGAGGCCUUCGCCAUAGCAGUGGUGGGCUAUGCCAUCAACAUCUCCUUGGGCAAGACUUUUAGCCUUAAACACGGCUAUAAAGUAGACAGCAACCAGGAGCUGGUAGCGUUGGGUCUCAGUAAUACGGUGGGUAGCUUAUUCCAGUGCUACUCCGUCACCUCCUCUCUGUCUCGCAGUCUGAUUCAGGAGAGCACGGGAGGAAAGACACAGGUGGCUGGGGUCGUUUCUGGGCUAAUUGUGCUAGUCACAGUGCUGAAGCUGGGUUCGCUGUUUGAGGAACUGCCCAAGGCUGUGCUCGCCACCAUUGUGUUCGUGAACCUGAAGGGCAUGUUCAAACAGUACAUGGACAUCCCUGCACUGUGGAAGAGUAACAAAGUAGAUUUGCUGAUAUGGGUGGUGACGUGCACUUGCACAAUUCUGCUCAAUCUGGACCUGGGUCUGGCUGUCUCCGUCGCAUUCAGCCUCCUCACUGUCAUCUUCAGAACACAGCUUCCAAAGUAUUACCUGCUUGGCUGGGUACCAGGGACAGAACUCUACCUGGACACAGAGACCUAUGAGGAGGCCAAGGAGAUCCCGGGCGUCACUAUCUUCCGCUCCUCUGCCACUGUGUAUUUUGCCAACGCUGAGCUGUACAGAGAGGCCCUGGAGGACAAGAGUGGGAUCAAUAUCAAUAAGCUGCUGAAACAGAAGAAGAAACAGGCCGCAAAGCAGAAGCGUUUACAAACCAAAGAGGAGAAGAGAGCCCAGAAACAGAAAACAAAAGAGAACGGAAUGGUCAAUGUCGCAGCCAACGGAACGGCGCAUCCCGUCCACAAGGAGACAGACUCGGUCCACUGGCGCGGCUCUAACGCCGACCUGCGGAGGGACUCGCACUGCGGCAACGGCGUGGCACCGCACAGCGCUAACGGCAGCGUCACCAACGGCAGCGUCACCAACGGCAGCGUCACCAACGGCUGCGUCACCAACGGCUGCGUCACCAACGGCUGCAUCAACAAGGGCUUCGGGCAGGAGCCAGACGCGCACACGUGUGACGUGGGAGACGAGCGGACCGACGACACGAUAUGGGAGGAGGUGCGGAGCACUGAGGUGUCCAGCGGCAGCGGCAAGCACUCCAUCAUUCUGGACCUGUCCACUGUGGGCUUCGCCGACACAGUCACACUCAACACCCUGACAAAUAUAUGCCGGGACUUUGGUGAGGUGGACGUGACUGUGUACCUGGCAGGCUGUCAAGUGUGUGUUGUCCAACAGCUGGAGCGGGGGGACUUCUUCGCUACCUCCAUCCCUAAGAGUCGCCUGUUCCCCUCCAUUCAUGACGCAGUGCUGCACUGUCUCAACCAAAGGGGCAAAGAGCUACCCAUCUACGGCUGUGUACUGGAGAUUGCCUGUGUUACUCAGCUGUGACCAACAGAGGUCAGACUGGACUCUGCCUCCCUGUGCCCUCCCACCAUCCCUCACUCCACGGUGCUCCAGCCAGCGCAGCAAGGCACUGGGUUGCCAUGACAACUGAUGGGGGUGGUUACCAUGGGUUCCACUGUUUUCUUCCCUCCUUUCCCGCCAUUUUGAUGUUAUUUUAUUAAUGAUCUGGCAAAGUCUCCUACCACAGACUCAGAGUCUUCAGUGGGAAAACACCGCUCAGAUCCAGAUAGUCUUAAAGUCCAACCAACUAACCAGAAACAACCCUCAGGGAAACUAUCUUAUUAUAAAUUACCCUCAAUUAAAGCAGGGAAAUCUCAGGGUACUGAAAGUACUACAUGUACAUGGGUCAGUGACAUAUAAGGGUUGGUAAGAUGAGAAAAUUAAAAAUAUGUUUAAACCUUUAAAACAAAACAUGCCUGAGAUUUGCUAAAGUGUAUACUUUGUAUUUCUGUUGUAUUCAUAUUAUUUAAUAUGACGUGUAUACUAUUUUUUAACAAAAGAUAGAACUAACAGCCUGUUAAAUUGUCAAAUGGUGUAACCACAAAAAUGACAAAUAUCUAAUGUCACACCUCCUUCAUGCAAGUUCAUGCAAUUGCUCUCAUGAAAUUAUUAGUUUAUUUUGUAAUAUCCUAUGAGAAUAUGUUUUAUUAUAUUUAUUUCUAAAUUUAAAUUAUAUGGGUUUUUCAUUGUACUGAGCAAGACCAUAUGCUAUAAACAUCUUGUUUUAUGUCUAUUCUUUGACCAUUUGAGUAAAAAUGCUUUAAACAACCAUUAUUACCGGUACAGUGAAGUAGAGUUUUAAAUCAUUAUCCAUAUGAACUUUUUUGUACAUUAUUAGUCUUUUAGACAAAAUACUGGUUACACCAAUUGACAUAAAUCGGUUACACCAAUUGACCAUAAAACGUUUAUAGCAAUAGGACAAGAAAAUGGGCAGAAAAUAGGCAUUAAGGUAAACGGAGUUGGAUAUUUUGAUAUGUAUUCAUGUCAUUCAUCAUAUUCCAUAUCAAAUUUCAUUUCAUAACAUCAAUGAAGAAACUUGUGUUCUAUUUGAUUUCAGAUCAGUUCUCAUACAAUUUCAGUCUAUACCCA